Rhipicephalus sanguineus (brown dog tick) is the source of this 3147-nucleotide messenger RNA. Its product is annotated as GATA-binding factor C-like. NCBI's taxonomy places the organism in Eukaryota, Metazoa, Arthropoda, Arachnida, Ixodida, Ixodidae. Gene Ontology annotation, biological process: negative regulation of transcription by RNA polymerase II; cell fate commitment; positive regulation of transcription by RNA polymerase II. The record is from RefSeq and is a predicted model, not a curated record. Gene Ontology annotation, molecular function: zinc ion binding; DNA-binding transcription factor activity, RNA polymerase II-specific; RNA polymerase II cis-regulatory region sequence-specific DNA binding.
GGGGCCUGCCUUCGCGGCAAACCGCUCGCACCCGGUUUGCCGAGGAAAGCGAGUGGCGUUCGCGUAAUGUACCCCAGCGGGUUGCCGUCACUCGACGCCAGGGGGCGGCCGUUUUGAGAGUAGCUUGUUUCGGAAAGAGUUUCGGAUGGCCGUUUAGAACGGGAUCGCGACCGUCCCUCGGCGACCGUGACAUUUUUUUCGAGAAUCUCUCGAGGUUGACAGGACGGCGCGCGAAUUUUCAAUUUCUGUGGCACGAAUGUUGAAGACGAUCUCGAACUGCUUACGACAGCGGCUGCAUCCGUUGCAUGAUCGAACGAAAGCGACACUGCUGUCACGUGUCUCUUCUGUCCAUCUGCGCUGGACGUGAGGAACUGGCGAAGCACGUGUACAGUCUUCGAGGAACCGAUCGAUAAUCAGGCCGGCAUAUAGAUGCGCCAGCUGGUGUCUUCCUCCACGCGAAACUCUGCAAACAUGGCUGACUUGAGCAACAAUCAACAGCAGCGGGAAGCUUCCCCAGCGGGAAUGCAAACUUUGGUAAAAAAAGAACACGAUGAAGAGGAAGCCAUGGAUGUGUCCGCCGUCAGUUUGAACCAGCAACGCGGGACCCCGUCCCUUACUGCCAAUGACUGUGCCUCAGGAUCCCCACCGCAGCCUCAGCAGCUGCGGCAAGGCGGGGGCGAGUACUCCUCGGUCCUGGCCACGUCGCGAGACGUUGGAAGGGACAGUGGUGGUUCGUCCCCCCAAGCACCGAUCAUCAAGCUUGAAGUGAUGGACAACGACCAACAGCAGCAGGAGCCGCACAGUGCGAGCAUGGCGGCUCCACGAAGUGUGUCCGAACCGUCCCAGCCCAUGAUGUAUAGCAAGUACAACAGUGGUUUCGACGACAACGGCUUCUACUCGCAAGCUGCGUGCAUGGCCAGCCUGCAUACCGUGGAUGGUUCGGCGUCGACCGUGCUCCGGUACCAACCGGCCGCUUCUAGCGCGACCGUCCAGCCGUCUUCGUCAUUAUACUCCCCUCCGGUAGCCACCUCUAUGGCCAGCUCAUCGGUGAACGGCUCGCGGGACGGCGCUCUUCCGGAAGAACAAAACGUCACCUACUCUCACCUGACCCCAGCCAGCACCGAUCCCCUAAGCUACGCGCCUAGCAGUCCCAUUCGCAUGCAGACGUCGUCCACGUCGUCGGUGCUUAUGGAUCACAAGAGCUACCAUCCGUACUCGCCCCCCGAUUCCAACUCGUCCCCGAGCCCCGUCCUGAUGUCAGCGCCGAACGCCAUGUGGGCGUCGUCGCCCCAGCCGCCGCACCAUCAUGACGAGUUCGUCUCGUCGUCCAAGCUGGCCCACUCAGUGUUGGGCUUGCCUUCCAGCCGAAUCCAACACUCGUCCCACCACCACCAUCGCCACCAGCAGCAGCACCAACAGCACCAGCAGCACCAGCAGCACCAGCAGCAACAGCUGCACCAGUCCCAGAUAACCCCCCCGAGGACACCUCAGAAUGGCGGGGGUCAACAGAUGGGCAGUGCCUACCCGCACUUUCUCCAGGGAAUGGAUCACCACGUGGCACCACCCUUAGCCGUGGGAUGGAACCAGGGCGUAGACGCCGCUCACGGGGUCAUGGCUACCUACCCCGGCUACGCCGCUCCCAUCAAUGACAAGAGGCUGCCCGCAGACUACGGCGAGUACCCGGCUGACAUGGAGAUGUAUUCGAACGAGAGCCGCGAGUGCGUCAACUGCGGCGCCAUCUCGACGCCCCUGUGGCGCCGUGACGGCACGGGCCACUACCUCUGCAACGCGUGCGGACUCUACAACAAGAUGAACGGCGCCCACCGGCCGGUUACCAAGACGCCUCGAAGAGUGUCUGCGGCGCGACGAGUGGGACUGACGUGUUCCAACUGCGGCACAAACAUGACGUCAUUGUGGAGGAGGAACAACGCUGGCGAGCCUGUGUGCAACGCCUGUGGCCUCUACUUUCGUCUUCACGGGGUGAACCGGCCACAGAACAUGAAGAAGGACAGCAUCCAGACCAGGAAGCGCAAGCCCAAGAACGCAGCGGCUGGCAGCGCAAGCGCGGCCGGUGCGAGCGGACCUGUCGUCAAGGUUGAAGCGGCUGCAGCUGCCGCCGUUGCCGCCGCAGCAGCCUUCGCCGUGCAGGGUGGCGUCUUGCUGUCGACGGGCGCGGCCGACCAGUCAUCAACAUCGCAGCAGCCGCAGCCGGCUCACCAAGAGCAGGGCGGUGCGCACCACCCGCAGCAGCAGGCUCAGCUUCUGGGCUCAUCACGCGUUCCAGAAUCUGCCACGGGUGAUAUGAACAGCCUGACAAGCAAGAAUUCGACACUGCCCCACAUCAACCUCAGCCUGCCCUUCCACUACAGUCAAGCAGGGCUGACGUCCGUGGCAACCACUAGUCAUACCACCAACGCUGGCCUUGCGACCAUCACCCGUGUACCUACAGUCAUGACACUGUCCUCGUUGAUGGCCUACGGUGCUGCUGGGGGAGUUCUGCGAUCACAGAGCAACGGCCAUUACGCUCCGUCGACGCUGGCGGCCCUGGAUCCCGUGGCCGCGGCCCAGUCUGCCGAGCAGAGGGCGUCAAAUCUAAUGAGCCUUACAUCAUGAAGCGGGGAUUGCAUCACUCGAUUGAAGCUGCUUGUCUAAAGUUGCCUGUGGUGUACAUGUGCACCGAACUUGAUGCAACACAUUUUCUGCAAUAACAAUUGCCUUUUCACGCAUUUCAGUGCAAUGCGAUAGGUGCUUCGUGCGCAUGUGUGACUGUAACGAUGCCGCCAUUACACAUGACCACAAAGUGCGCUCCUUUCCCAGUGAUGCGGCAUCGCAGUAUAAUUGUAUUGAAUGUUUAUAUAAUCACUCUGAGAAAAUGUGUUACAUUAAUUUUUGUUGCCCAUGGUACAUCAAGCAGCAGGCGAUCUGUAACUUCCACUCGGAGGGCGCCUAAUGUGCUCAUUAACAACAUGGGCUUAUCAUGCCUGAGAAGCAGCAUUACCAAAGGGGGCCGUGCUUUCCCAAACUUGUUGCCGAGUGAUCAUUUGCUUCUCGCAUCCAACCACUCCUCACUUCCUACUCAUUCACACACGCACGAAGGGAUGACUGGUGUGUCCUAAAUGUAUUGUCUGCUGUGCCCCCCCCUCCCAA